GUCGUCAGGGGCCACGACCAGACCUUACUAAUUGUCAGUCCGCGGCUCCUGGCAUGAUACCUCUGACACCGUCCGCCCUUAUAAGGGUAGCCGAGCCACCGACUUGCUACUUGUUUUACUAGCGGUGUCGGGGUUACAACCCCAGGUUCUAACUUUCACAACCCGGACCCGUCUUCUAGCGUAGCGUAUCAGAUAACGUGAGCCUGGUGUCUAGGCUAGCUCUACCUCCACCUUCCCAGCAGUCCGUCGUAGCUCAUGCAGGACUAACUAAACCCAGACUUACAUCUCAAGAGGUCCUUCUCGACUACCCGGGAUUAUCUGCUGAUAUCUGUGUGUCCACACUUGUGACUUUUUCGUUCCUUCAAGCGGAUAUCAACUUGCCCGUGUCAGUGUUUCGCUUGUGGGACAAAGUACCUUGACUUAGUGUGUAGCGUGUUCAGUUUCCUUAGCUUGGACUAUCAUGUACAUUUGUUGAUUUUAGUUCGGAAAAUAAAAACAAUUUUCGUGACGGACCGCGAGCGAUUUAUGGCUGUGAGUCUGGCGCGUGUGAUGGACAUGCCUCAACCAGCGCCUGUGAUUCCAUGGAGAGAGCCGGCAGACGAUAUGACUGGACACGGGCCUUUGAUUAGCUCCGUCGGACACCCGGCCGUUCCAGCACCGUCUCAACCGUCCGGUAAUUCCGUCGUGCCGCCUUCGUCUUGUACAACCAUCGUCCCUGUCGACUCCGUCCCCCCCGGGUCACCCCCCGGCGGCAACCACCACAACGGCGGCACGCCCAACUCCAACAUGUCUGAGAACAACAACAACAAGCAACAAAUCGAGUGUGUUGUGUGCGGGGACAAAAGCUCCGGCAAGCACUACGGGCAGUUCACGUGCGAGGGGUGUAAGAGUUUUUUCAAACGGAGUGUCCGCCGAAACCUUACCUACACGUGCCGGGGCAGCAGGAACUGCCCGAUUGACCAGCACCACAGGAACCAGUGCCAGUAUUGCCGGCUGAAAAAAUGCCUCAAGUCUGGAAUGAGGAGGGAAGCCGUCCAGAGAGGCCGUAUCCCACCCACCCAGCACCCAUUUCACGGACAGAUGGCCUUUCACAACGGCGACCCCCUCAACGGCCACACCUACCUGUCCAGCUUCAUCUCCAUGCUCCUGCGGGCCGAGCCCUACCCCACGUCCAGGUUCGGCAACUGCAUGCAGCAGCCCAACAUCAUGGGCAUUGAGAACAUCUGCGAGCUGGCCGCCCGCCUGCUCUUCUCCGCCGUGGAAUGGGCCAGGAACAUCCCGUUUUUUCCGGAACUCCAAGUCACUGACCAGGUGGCGCUGCUCCGCUUGGGCUGGUCUGAACUGUUCGUCCUCAACGCGGCCCAGUGCUCCAUGCCCCUGCAUGUGGCGCCCCUCUUGGCGGCCGCGGGGCUCCACGCCAGCCCGAUGGCGGCCGAGAGGGUGGUGGCUUUCAUGGACCAUAUCCGAAUUUUCCAGGAGCAGGUGGAGAAAUUGAAGGCACUGCAUGUAGACUCGGCUGAGUACAGUUGUCUCAAGGCGAUAGCACUCUUUUCGUCAGAUGCCUGUGGCUUGUCUGACAUGAACCAUAUAGAAAGCAUCCAGGAGAAGUCCCAAUGCGCCCUAGAAGAAUACGUCCGCAGUCAGUACCCCAACCAACCUACCAGGUUCGGCAAGCUGCUCCUCCGCCUCCCCUCCCUACGGACAGUCAGUGCCCAGGUGAUCGAGCAGCUCUUCUUCGUCCGCCUGGUGGGGAAGACGCCCAUCGAGACUCUCAUCCGUGACAUGCUCCUCAGUGGUGGCUCCUUCAGUUGGCCCUACAUGGCCAUUCAAUGACUUCCUGGCCAGCGGUGGCCCUCUGUGUACCUCUGAUAGCAGCUACGACAAAAGUCUGAGCAAAGAUAGUUUUCUAGACAGACUUUCUUGUAUGUUUAUAAAAGGUAUUAAUAUAAUUCUGGAGGUCACUGUGGUUCUACGUCAUCAGGUCAAGGUGACCCUUGCGGGUCAAAGUUGACUGGACAGACAACUGUGCCAUCAUAGAGCAGACGAGAGUCGGCAGACGACGAGACUUAUCAUGAUCUUGUGAUAUUUCAGUAGGGCAGGGUGUCUCCUCAACACUCACUUCUUGACAUUCGAUACCACUGAUUCGAUACUUGAAAUCAGAAUAUUCGAUACCACUUAAAUCGAUACCAUGAUUCUUGAUAUUCGAUACUUCGAUACUUUUGAAUCCUAAACAGACUACGGAUUCGAUACAAGACAAAAAAGUUACGAUUCGAUACCAUAAAUCAAAUGUGCCACAACUCGAUACUAUACAAAGAAUGUUCCAGAAUUGGUUCACGUGAGUUACAUGAGUGUCAAGUCAACAGUUCAACGUGUUGAUCACCUGCUUAGUUUUGACAAUUUACCUACAAACGCUGGAUACAAGUGUCAAACGAUAUCAACCGAACGUUGAUUUCAACACUUGUUUUUUUUUACUCCGCGUCCUUGGUUACAGUUUCAAGGCAUUCACGUGACUCAAGGUGUAACCAUAGCCGUAGCACAAUGCAAUACAGAACUCUAUUCAAAACAGUGGAGGGAGAUAGCAAAACCUUUAUGGCAAACUUAGAUGUUAAUUAUUCAUGUCCCAUCGCCAUAUAUAUAUAUAUAUAUAUAUAUAUAUAUAUAUAUAUAUAUAU
Physella acuta is the source of this 2672-nucleotide messenger RNA. RefSeq names its product COUP transcription factor 2-like. Gene Ontology annotation, biological process: regulation of DNA-templated transcription. The record is from RefSeq and is a predicted model, not a curated record. Gene Ontology annotation, molecular function: zinc ion binding; DNA-binding transcription factor activity; sequence-specific DNA binding. NCBI's taxonomy places the organism in Eukaryota, Metazoa, Mollusca, Gastropoda, Physidae.